UUUCCAUGUUUUUCAACUGUUAACAAAAUAUAAAAAUUAAAAAUCAAAUAAAAACCAACAAAAGUUUAAACAAAAGCAUCUGGCUGGCCCCUCCACUGUCCACUGACCAAAAUUUCACUUCAGCCACUUAAAUGGAAUCGAUCCUAAGCGACGAAUCAAUCUUAAAAAAUUCAAAGCUUUGGUCCGAUGCAAUGAAGGAAUUUUGUGAAAAGGAAACCUUCAAGGAAGUUGAGUACUAUGAUAUCCUAAAUGAUUCUGUAGAAGUCAGCGAUGAUUGUACUCCUGACCAAACAAUCAUAAGCAACAACGAUGAAAACGACAAUCAAAACGAAGGUGAAGUUGGAAAAGAAAACAAAUGCAAGGCCUUGGUUAAAGUGGAGGACUUCGAAGGCAGCACCAGUAGCGAUGACUUCGAGGAGUGUGCCAACCACACCUUGGCCCUGAUGCGGGAACAACAAGACAAAUGGCAGAAGACCGGAAUGCUGAAAGUCCUGCAAACAUUCGAUUGGGAUCAAAUCUCCAAAGUGGUGGCGCCGUGGGUUGCAAAAAACAAAUUAGACCGCUCUCAGCUUUCGACAUCUGUCGAUGAGCACAUCGUUCAUAUUGAAGAACACCAUCAUCGCCAGGUGCAUCUGUCGUCCGACGAUGAUUCCCUGCACUCCCUAGACACUGCCAACUACAUCCGAUCGAGUCGGAAGAAGAAGCGCACCAGUUGCACCACGACCACCAUCAAGAAGUUCAGCUAUGUGAAGGGGUCGAGGAGACACUUGCAGAAGAAGUACGGCCUCGACUUGGACAAGGAUCUGAAUAAAAUUUUCCACCAGAAGUUCCCCGAGAAUGCAGAGAAAAUCGCCCAUCGGGGACUUAAGGCAAUAGCUGUUCCUGAGGAGAACGCAAGAAGCUUCAAUUGUACGCCUCCAGCGAGGUUAGGUGCAAUUGAACACGUACCCAGGUCUCUGCCGACGAUGGCACGCCGGAAGUCUCGCCAAAUGAAAAGGCGAUCGGACAUCUCUAAGCGUUCGGUCUCGAGUAGUUCCUCGUCGUCUAGUUCUCCGGUGCGACUUUUGAAGCCCAAAUAUAAAAGAUUGUCGAAAGGUCGAAAAAGUCACGAAGGAUUACAGUCUGCACAGACAAAACAAGAGAAGAGUAAAUUGAAUUUUUUCAAACGCAAAAUUCCCGAACGAAAACUCGUUCCUGAGGCAGAAAUUGAUCUCACGAAAAUGGAAACAUCCGCCUCAGGACCGGAAAUGUCCAUAUCCACAAGGAAAGUAGAAAAGUCACUGCCCAAGCCGCGACCUACACCUCCAGCGUUAUGUCAAAGCGCAAGUUUCAGCAACGAAACUGGGUUUCUUGGGGCGAGCAUAAUAAACUCUACUGCAGUCACCACUAACCCCUCGUCAGUGCCUGAUGUUCCUAUGAAGAAAUGCCAGCUAACCCCGAUUAAGAACAAAACCCCACCUAUUCUUAUGGAAAAGUAUCAACUAUCCCCAAUUAAGAAUAAAACCCCGCAUGCUCCAAUGGAAAAGAUGCUAACUCCGAUCAAAAACAUAUCCCAUCAGCCGAAACCUCCUCGAACUGUGCCCACGAAAAAGAAACCUAAAGUGAGAUUGGCUCGAGCCAAGGUGAAAAAAGCCGAAGAAAAAAUUGUGGAACCUAAGGAAAUAGAGAAGACACUAAUUCCCGUUGAAGAUCCUGAGGAACUCGAGAAGACAGCAACACCCAAUGAAGAUCAUAAGGAACUCGCGAAGAUACAAAUUGUCGAUGAAGAAAUUAUAGAGCCUAAAGAACUCGAGAAGACACAAAUUCCCAACGAAGAAAUUUUAGAUCUGAAGGAACUUGAGAAAGCACAAGAAGAAGAAAACAUUGUCGAAGCUAAGGAACCCGAGGAGAUGCAAAUUCUCGAGGAAGAAAUUGUAGAACCUAAGACACCCGAGGAGACACAAAUUCCCGAAAAAAUGGACAACAGCAAAAUUCUGUUAUUCUCUCCAACAGAUCUCGAGCCACAUCGACAGAAUUUGACUGGUCAGAACUUCCAUUUAACACAAGACUACUUUGUGGACAAAGUGGGACAAAAACACUCCCAAAGAUUUAUCAAAUUGAACUCGAAGAAAUUUCCCUUCGUCUUCGAUUGUUCUUCGAGGAUUUCCUUCCAAGUCCCCGAAGAUACAGAUGGGAGUGAUUCCAGCGAUGAGGAUAUCUUGUAUGUAAUUGGAAGGGAGGGUAAAUUGUUAGUCGAAGCAGCGGAGGAACCACCGCAAAACAAAGAGUGAAUGUUUUGUAUGUUAGUCUCGUAGAUAGGAAGUUUUUUAAAAAAGUAUUUUAAAAGACAUUCUUUUGCUUGUAGUUUGUUAGUUUUUGUUUCAUUCCAGUUCCAUUUUUUAACCAUAGUUUUUGUUGAUAUAGCAAAAGUUUGUUAUUAUUUUUAAUAAAUUAAAUUUUUUUUUAAGA
Eupeodes corollae is the source of this 2448-nucleotide messenger RNA. RefSeq names its product titin (gene cal1). The coding region runs from base 132 to 2270 and encodes 712 amino acids. NCBI's taxonomy places the organism in Eukaryota, Metazoa, Arthropoda, Insecta, Diptera, Syrphidae. The record is from RefSeq and is a predicted model, not a curated record. The transcript has 2 exons.